GGUGGGACGUUGCGUGUAAUCGAUGUGGAAGAGGAAAUCAAUCGUGCGAAGAUGGAAUCGAGCCGAGAAAUGGAAGAAAGGAUCGCGAGAAUGCUUCCGCCUGAUCUCAGGGAACAGUUCCUGGCGCAGUCGUGUUACCGGAAGACUGCUUCAACGACGAGUGGCCAUUCCGAGUGUGAUGACCGAGCGUCGGCCGCUGGAAGCACGAGUACCAACGACGAUUUCAUGCAAGUUACACCUGGCGAAAGUAAGUCAUUUUAA
Molecule: messenger RNA, 261 nt
Organism: Gongylonema pulchrum
Lineage: Eukaryota; Metazoa; Nematoda; Chromadorea; Rhabditida; Gongylonematidae
Source: the annotation of a GenBank genome assembly